CCCAUCGCUCAAGCGCUCGGAGAACAGAGGAUACAGGGAUGAGGAUGAUAAACAUGCCGAGAAACUGUGUCAUAUAGAGAGCAUCUCACUCCCAUUUUUUUACCUGGCCCAGAAUGCCAAGCACGGAGACAGACGCAGCUUAAAACAGGGCUAUGCAGUCUGAUGGACGCAGAAAUCAGCUUGAGGUUGCAGACAAAACAACGAGGGACUCUGUGCGGAGCUUACAGGGCAUUAAGAGCACCAACUAAUCCUGUGCAUGGCCAAAAAUACAAAAGCGAAGAGCAAAAAACGGCCUUUCGCCUGAAGAAGGAGAUGUUCGGACUAAAAAAGACGCAACAGCUGUAGGGUCGCAAUCGUUUAUUGUUAUUUUAAUUUGUGUCUUUCUGAAAUGGGAGCUUUGACAAGCCGUCAGAAUGCAGGAGUGGAGGAGGUCGAUAUACCGUCCAAUUCUGUUUACAGAUACCCACCCAAAUCUGGAAGUUAUUUCGCUAGCCAUUUUAUAAUGGGAGGAGAGAAGUUUGAUUCGACACAUCCUGAAGGCUACCUCUUCGGUGAAAACACAGACCUCAAUUUCCUAGGCAACAGACCAGUAGUGUUUCCAUACAAUGCUCCUCCUCCUCAUGAGCCAGUCAAGACUCUCCGCAGUCUCAUCAACAUUCGGAAAGACACUCUGCGGCUUGUCCGAUGUAGUGAAGACAUGAAGCUGCCUGGACAGGAAGUUGGGAAAAGCCACAGCUGCUACAACAUUGAGUUUACCUUUGAUGCCGACACACAAGUUGCCAUCACUAUAUACUACCAAGCCAUUGAAGAGUUUCACAAUGGUGUGCCAAUAUAUUUGCCACAGGACAGCUCUCUGCAGUCAGAGACGGUGCAUUUCAAACGGGGCGUCUGCCAACAGUUCUGUCUGCCCUCUCAUUACGUCAACUUAUCAGAGUGGGCAGAGGACGAGCUACUUUUUGACAUGGAAAAGGACAUCUACCCAAUGGUUGUACAAGCAGUAGUGGAUGAGGGAGAUGAACACUUGGGACACUCACAUGUUCUUCUCGCAACCUUUGAGAAGCAUAUGGAUGGAAGUUACUGCGUGAAGCCUCUGAAGCAGAAACAAGUGGUGGAUGGAGUCAGUUACCUGCUGCAGGAGAUAUACGGCAUAGAGAAUAAAUACAACAGUCAAGAAUCAAAGGUUGCUGAAGAUGAGAUUAGUGACAAUAGCGCUGAAUGUGUGGUGUGUUUGUCGGACGUGCGGGACACACUGAUCCUGCCCUGCAGACACCUGUGCCUGUGCAACGCCUGUGCAGACACGCUGCGCUACCAGGCCAACUGUUGCCCCAUCUGUCGACUGCCAUUUCGUGCCCUCCUUCAAAUCCGAGCGAUGAGGAAAAAACUGAGCCCACUCACACCUACUGGAUUCAACCCUGUCAUCACCUCACAGACGUCAGAUUCAGAGGAGCACUCGGCGUCAGAGCACAUCCCACCAGGCUAUGAAGCUGUGUCCCUGUUGGAGGCCUUGAAUGGGCCCCUAAACCCAUCGCCAUCUGCUCCUCCACUUCAGGGCCUCACCAGGGGCCAUGUUUCUGGAUCUGUGCCCACAUUUGGCAGUGAGAGCCACCACACGCCCGUGCGCUCCCUCUCUCCACUAGAUCAUUCUGUCAACCCCAACCAGACUGUGAAACACAAGAAAAGUGGCUCAAAAUCCCUCUCCCAGAAUUCAUCAGUUCUGCCUGAGGAGGAGGAUGAGAAGUCAUGCAGCGAGUCUGAAGCGCAAACAUGCAGGAGAAAACUACAUGUAGAACAACAAGAGUCUGGAGUGACUCCUGAAAGCGACAACCUCACCUUGUCAUCCUCGGGGGCCAUCGAUCAGUCCUGUAACGGGACGCCUCUCUCCUCCACGAUCACCUCCCCAGAGGAUCCAGUCAGCAGCAGCCUGGCUCAGUCAGUGAUGUCCAUGGCGUCUUCUCAUAGUCAGCACUCUCAGAUCAGCACCGACACUCUGUCUUCAAUGUCUGGAUCCUACAUGGCUGGAGCCGAGGGGGAGGAGGCUGCUGAGACCCCGGCUGAGAGCAGAGCACCAUCCCAACAUGAGGGUGAGGAUAUCCCUAAUGAUGGAAAAGCGCAUAACUUUGUGGCUGCCAUUCUUGAAGAACAGGAUUCAGAGGGAAAUGAUGUGACUGAGGAAGAUUGCGCAUCUCCUACCAAAGAACAUGGUGGGCGCAGGAGGAGCGAGGCGCCUUGUCCAGAGUUUGAAAAUAACAAUCAGGGGCGGUCUGACACCCACUGUAUGACAGGCCUGGACAAUGAGCAGCCUCCUGACGGCCGAUUCGCUGGUCUGUUAUACCUCGAUGUCUAUCGGCACGGAGGGGAUCCUUUGACUCACCACGCAUCCACCAGCAACAUCAAUCUGGAGGAGCAAGGGGUCACCAAUGAGGCGGCAAACCCCAAAAACAAAUCUAAUCGUGGACCCUUAGUUGUGUGAAAUCCUCAGACCUUCUCCAGUCAUAAGAAGAAUUUCUCUUUCUUCAAGCCCAAACUCGUGCCCACACCAAUUUACUCAUGGAUCGCAUCCUAAAAGCAAACCAGGGAGGAUUGAUUGCGUGGUUUCCUUUCUCCAUUGUGUUAGAUGUCAUGUUUUAGUGCUCUUUUGGUGUUCACGCCAACGCUCCACCCCCUCAUGUGUGCAAAUGAAGGGAUGACUCAAACAAGCUCUCCUCAUGAAAGCCUGCAAAAUGAGGACACGCUAAAACUUCAGCAUUUGAUCCAAACAUCGCUUUUCUCAAGGAGAGCAUUUCAUUUCAAGCCUGUGCAAAAUGCAUUCUGACACUUUGGCAAGCACUUUUAACUCCUUCAAAUUUAUCCUUAAAUCCUGCAGAUCUGAUUCAACAUCCCUUGGUAUUUUUCUCAGAAAUGUCACUGAGCAUUUGUAUGACUAUUUCAACUUGUACUCCUUGAUUUAUACCCACAAUACCCAAGACAGAUGUUUCAAAAGAAUACAGAGAGAGGAAUUUUCAGAAUUGUCGGUUAUAAACACAAGAGCAAUACCACAUAUUUGCUCACAGUUCUGCCCUUGUCAGUUUGCUGCAGCUCAUUUGGAGCUUCAUGUACAGCCCUGCAUGUUACAAAGACACAAAGCUACUGAGCUGCCUAACCACGUCUGGCCACGGAGACGCUACUGAACUGCUUACUACCGAGCAUUUGUAGAAAAUGAAGAGGUAUGGGAAAAUUCGCAUCAGUGGUUGUGCCUCAGAUCGCUACUGUUGAUGGUAUGUGCUACUGUUAAGCUUUUCGUGCGUUGUUUAAAAGAUAUGUCUAUGGUACAAUCUUGCGUAUGCCUAUAUCUGAUAGUUAGUCAGUUCGUAACCAAGGCUUGAAGCAAAGUUGAAGCAGCCCUUCAGAAGAGCGUUGUUGGACUCGUAUGUGGCAGGUCUAAAUUUCUGUUAUGUAUUGCUUUUUGAAAAUUGUUGCACUUUCCUAUAGGGUCCAGAAAGUGUUUCUUAGCAGUCGUUAUAUUGAGAAAAUGAUGGAAAGAUUUUUGAGACGUGUGCCACAAACUUAAAAAAAAAACAAUCAAACUGUCAGUUUCUCAUCAGUUCUGCCAAACCGAAUUCAUAGUGUUUGAACUUUGCUCUCUGUUGCACCAUUGAUACGUUAUUGGAUAUUUUAUUUAAAGAAAAUCUCUUUCUGACCAUGGGUUUUCUUUGAAACUACUUAAAAGGAUAGUUCACCUCUAAAAUAAAUCAAAUUAAUAAUCUCAUUAGGGAUGUCCCGAUCAGAUUUUUUGCCCUUGAGUCUGACACAUUUGAUUUUUAUUACUUCUAUAAUACAUAAAAAAAAUAAAGAAGAGCAAAGAAACCGAUCCAGGAUGUUCCUUAUUUUCUAUUUGAUUCAUUUAAUUUUAGCAUUCAACAACUCUGUUAACAAAUAGAGCACUUCUGUGAGGUAACUUGAACAAUCAAGUCAUAAAUAACAUAAAUACUUCACUUUUGGACUUUAGUGCAACAGUAAAUAUAAAAAAAAGAACUAAUAUAAAAACAAACACCUCAACUUAAAAUACCCGACAGGCAAUCCCAAGUUGACAUAUCUCACAGUUUGCUUUGGCAAUAAUGUCGUCAUCAACUUUACAAUACCCCCUGCUUCUGUCUUCUACUUUGUCGGAAUUUAACCAAUAGCGUCUCUGCAACAAAGUGAUGUCAUGCAGCACAUGUUGCUGUUUCUGUGUGAAGCCAAGAAAGAGGUCUAACUCUGUGCCACUGCAUAACUGUAGAUAUGUUAAAAAUAAU
Danio aesculapii is the source of this 4271-nucleotide messenger RNA. It is a transcript of the gene rnf157, whose product is annotated as ring finger protein 157. The record is from RefSeq and is a predicted model, not a curated record. The transcript is spliced from 19 exons. NCBI's taxonomy places the organism in Eukaryota, Metazoa, Chordata, Actinopteri, Cypriniformes, Danionidae. Gene Ontology annotation, cellular component: cytoplasm. Gene Ontology annotation, biological process: protein ubiquitination. Gene Ontology annotation, molecular function: ubiquitin protein ligase activity. Bases 389 to 2470 code for a protein of 693 amino acids.